Messenger RNA from Anisakis simplex (herring worm), 357 nucleotides. The record is from the annotation of a GenBank genome assembly. NCBI's taxonomy places the organism in Eukaryota, Metazoa, Nematoda, Chromadorea, Rhabditida, Anisakidae.
UUGGAUUUUUGUUUCCAGUUCCCGAGUCGACAGAUUUUCGAAGCCUAUUCAAAACCAGUUGUGGACAGUUCCACUGAGAAGCCCAUCUGGAGCACUGUGAACGAAAAUGAUUUGGAGGGUUUUGUAUGGCAAUAUCUUGGAUGGGAUCGAGCGCGACUUGAGAAGCAAACUCAAGGUGCGCUCCAAAAAUGGAAUGAAUAUAUGGGGCGCGGGGUCGGUGGUAAAGGAGUGGCCUAUCAAACACAUAUCACUUCAUUUGCACAUCGACUACAGAAAAGCGAAGACGAUCAACGACUGAAACCAACUGCACGAGUGGCGAAAGCUCUGCAACGAUUAGCUUAUGCUAAAAGUCUGUAA